CGAAGAAGUGAAGAAGGAGCUCCUCCUCGUUCCGACUGUUCGUCAAGCGUCGCUUGCUCGCCAAAAGUACUCCAAUGAGGUCGAGGCAGCCAUCAACGAAUAGAUCAGAUGCUGUGGAAUACAAUGUCUCCUAUGUGUAUCACGCCAUGUAUGCCUACUUUGACAGGGACAAUGUUGCUCUCAAAGGCCUUGCUAAGUUUUUCAAGGAAUCUAGUCAGGAAGAAAGGCAGCAUGCUGAGAAAUUUAUGGAAUAUCAGAAUAAAAGAGGAGGAAAAGUGAAGCUACAGUCUAUGCUCAUGCCCGUGUCUGACUUUGAUCACAUUGAGAAGGGAGAUGCAUUGUAUGCAAUGGAACUUGUGUUGUCCCUGGAAAAGUUAACAAAUGAGAAACUUCUGAAUUUACACAAGAUAGCUGAUCAGAACAACGAUGUGCAGCUAGUUGAUUUUAUUGAGAGCGAGUUCUUGGUAGAGCAGCUAAUUUUUUUUUCUGGAGUUAGGUUGAAGCCAUCAGAAUAUGUUGCUCAGCUGCGAAGGGUUGGCAAAGGCCACGGUGCUUGGCACUUCGACCAGAUGCUCCUUAAUGAUGUGGUUGCUGCAUGAUUUAGAAAUCCAGCCAUUGUUUGUUCGAUAUGUUUUCAAAUAUGAGCGUCAUGGAUUUGUUAGUUGGCAAAACUUAGCUCCAUCCUUGCAAUCAUUUUUAAGGUUGGAGCAUUAUAGUUGUUUGUUUGAGUGAAGUAUUUUGAUGUUAGACGGUUAUUGGCUGGCUUGUUUUUCUCCAAGAAGCUGAGCAAAAUUCAUGAGACUGUUUUAGCAAACUAAUUAUCUAUGAAAAAGUUUCUGCUGUGUGCUCUUGUGCUUGGAAAUCAAA
Molecule: messenger RNA, 867 nt
Organism: Cornus florida
Lineage: Eukaryota; Viridiplantae; Streptophyta; Magnoliopsida; Cornales; Cornaceae
Product: ferritin-3, chloroplastic-like
Exons: 8
Coding region: 75-599 (174 amino acids)
Biological process (GO): intracellular iron ion homeostasis; iron ion transport
Cellular component (GO): cytoplasm
Molecular function (GO): ferric iron binding; ferrous iron binding
Source: RefSeq, a predicted model, not a curated record